Lates calcarifer (barramundi perch) is the source of this 1907-nucleotide messenger RNA. RefSeq names its product protein eva-1 homolog C. The record is from RefSeq and is a predicted model, not a curated record. Gene Ontology annotation, molecular function: carbohydrate binding. NCBI's taxonomy places the organism in Eukaryota, Metazoa, Chordata, Actinopteri, Centropomidae.
CCUACUGACCACUCUCUCCCAGGCUGUCAACUGCACAACAGCUCCUUACAACAAAACCCAGGGGUCUGACAUGCAGGAUAUGCACAAUGACACUAGUACCAUGGAGUUUCUGCUGGUCUCUCUGUCUUCUGGUUCUCCUUCUGGCUCUAAGGAUACACACCGCACAUUCGGCUCCUGAUUUCUCUCUUUAUCUUCAAACCAUCCUGAAGAACCACACAGCUCAUGCGUGUGAAGGAGACAUGCUCAUUAUUGAGUGUCCCUCCAGGACGUCUGUGGCGGUCCUAUCAGCUUUCUAUGGACGACGUGUUCCUAAUCAGCACCUAUGCCCCUCUGCAAACACAAACACAACUGUGGAGGAGGACACAACGUGCAGUUCGCCAGUUGCUAUCGAGAAAGUGCUGUCAGAGUGUCAGGACCGGCGAACAUGUCACAUCCCUGUCUUCAGUCCAGUGUUUGGACAGGACCCGUGUCCACUCACCAGCAAGUACCUGCUAGUCUCCUACAAGUGCAGACCAGAGCACCACCGCACAAGGCUGGUGUGUGAAAAUGAACGUCUGAGGCUGAUAUGUAAAAAUGAGACUGUCCUCGCCAUCUACUCGGCCACGUUUGGACACCUCCUGCACGGCAGUCCCCACUGUCCUCAAGAGCCCGGAUCUCAAACUGACAUGGAGUGUCUGUCACCUUCAGCUCUGAGGAAGGUGUCACGCAGGUGUCACAGCAGAGCGAACUGCUCAGUCCUGGCUGAUACUCAAACCUUUGGGGACCCCUGUUUCCCCGGCACCAGGAAACACCUGCGAGUGUCCUUCACUUGUGUUCCCCGCUAUCUUCUGGAAGAUGUGGGUCGGGGGUCAACAGAUCCCUUCAUGAUUUCGGACUACACACACGGUGGAUGGUACACUGGCCCCACCUACAGGCCUCAAAAUGUGCUCUUAACCAACUCUCUGGAGAUCCUUGAAAAAAUAUUGGGUCUACCAGAGAAAGUGGCUCUGUACUUUGUCUCUGGUAUCUGCGCUGGUCUGGUUUUCCUGCUCUGCCUGUUUGGUCUUCGCUCCACAAUAGUGCGAGAUGUCAAGGAUCUGGUUUCUGACUUGAAAGACGAACUGAAGGCGUCUAGCAGACAGCGCAAGGAGCUCAUGGAGGGCCUCUAUGAUGAUGAGAUCUCAGACACGUCGUCCUUCUGUCGACUCACACAGUCCUACCGCACGGCAGACAUCUUCAGUCCGUCCACGCUGACAGUGGAGAUGGUUGAUCGUGGACUGGAACAGAUGAGGGAUCUGCCCAAUGGAGACAUUUGGCCACAUCGGGACUCCAGCCCUUACGCCAUUCACAUGAUUAAAACCUACAACAACUGACAGAAGUCAUGUAUGAGUGAAGCUACUUUACAGCACCUUCUGCUAUAAAACUUAAGUUGCAGACUGAUACAAUACACAGACGUUUGUUUUACUUUUGAAUGGAGUUAACUGUGCCUCUUUAUCAGUGAUCUAUGUCAUAAAACAUUAUGAGUCAAAUACAUGAAGCCCUAAUGUACUAGGUGGUUAAUCAUUAUUUGGAUUAACAUUGGAUGAUUUGUUCUUUAACAUCACAUGCAAAAUGUAGAGUCCAGUGCAAACCAGUAUGUGUUAACACUGAGAAUAUAUUCUGUAGUCACAUCUCUAACAAUGUCAACAAAAACUGAACAUUAUUCAAAGAAGAGAGGGAGACCAGGAAAGAACUUGAUGGAAAUGCACAAAGUUGACAUGCUAUGUCACCUUUAUUAAAAAUAAUCAUUGUUGUGGCUGGACUGUUGUAUUGGAUGGAAUUAAAUUGUACAUUUGUAUCUAAUAAAGUGUCAGCUGAGUGUUAAUUGUAGUGUAUUGCACUGUAAGUCACACUAACCAAUAAAGAUUGUAUCAGUGGGGUGAAACUUG